This is a messenger RNA of Zygosaccharomyces rouxii, 1110 nucleotides long. RefSeq names its product ubiquinol--cytochrome-c reductase subunit 2 (gene QCR2). Gene Ontology annotation, cellular component: mitochondrion. The coding region runs from base 1 to 1110 and encodes 369 amino acids. The record is from RefSeq and is a predicted model, not a curated record. Gene Ontology annotation, molecular function: metal ion binding. Lineage: Eukaryota; Fungi; Ascomycota; Saccharomycetes; Saccharomycetales; Saccharomycetaceae. The transcript has a single exon.
AUGCUUUCCUCUGCUACUAGACUACAAUUUGCCAAGCAAGCCGCUAGACGUUACACCGUUAGUGCCACUGAUGGUGCUGGCAAAGUUUCAUCGCUUGCCGUUAAAGUUCACGGUGGUUCUCGUUACGCUACCAAAGAUGGUAUUUCACAUCUAUUGUCUCGUUUCAAUUUCCAUAACACCAGUGGUAAAUCAGCCCUAAGAUUGGUUAGAGAAUCCGAAUUACUUGGUGGUGGAUUUGAAUCCAAGGUUGAUAGAGAAUUUAUUACUCUAUCUGCUACUUUCUUGAAAGAAGAUUUGCCUUACUAUGUGAAUGCAUUGGGUAACGUCCUUUACAAAACUUCUUUCAGACCAUAUGAAUUACCAGAAUCUGUUUUGCCAGCCGCUAAGCACGAUUUGGAGCUGCAUAACAUCUGCCCCGUCAGAAGAGCUGAAGACUUGCUUUACAACAUUACUUACAGACGCGGUCUAGGUAAUCCAGUCCAUUACGAUGGUGUGGAAAAGGUUACCCUAGAUGAUAUCAAAGAAUUUGCAUCAAAGGUUUACACCAAGGAAAAUAUCGACAUUGUUGGUGAAGGUGUUAACGAAAGCGAUUUGAAAAAAUUCGUCGCAGAUUCUCUGUUGAACUCUUUACCUUCUGGUACUUCCUUGGUCUCCACUGCCACUCCAAAGACAUCUAUUAACAAGGAAAACAGAGCUAGACAUGCUGGUCAAUCUGCUGCUGCCAUUGCUAUUCCAGUGUCUAAACAAGAUUUCGCUCAAUACGAAGCUUUGGCCCGCUACUUGACUUCUCCUCUAUCCCAAUUGGCUCCAUCUAUUUUCAAGGCUAAAUUGGAUAAACAAAGCACUACUGGCCUAUUCGUAUUGUCCGUUAAAGGUGCCGAUGCCGACACUGUUUCCGCAAACAUCAAGAACGUCGUUUCCCAAUUGAAACAAGGUGUGAAUCUAUCUUCUGCUAAGGAUUACGUUUCUUUGCAAUACGCUAUUGAAGCUGAUACCGUUGUUUCUCCAACUCCACUAAACUUUGACUCCAUCAAGAACUUCAAGUUAGGUGACUUUAACUACGUUGCUGUUGGUGAUGUUUCCAAAUUGCCAUACGCUGAUGAAUUGUAA